AUGAACUCGGAUCAAGAAGAUCCUCCAAUUCAACGUACUGAUGUCAGAUUAGCAUGGACCAGGGGUAGCCGAUUACAGGACAGAAUCCUUGAACGUAUGGCAGCUAAUCAGUUGAGAUUUCAGAUGGCACCAGACCCUGAUGUACCGAAUGAGUCCAGAAGGCGGGAAUUUCGCAAGCGCAGAAAAACAUUAACAGAAUUGCAUCUGACCAACAUCUCUCGACCUCUCACUUCCUAUGCAGUCAAGUAUGUAAGAAAUAGAGAAUACGGAAUUUCACAGCUUGAAAAAUCAUUGGAGGCACACAGAGAGUUCUGUAAUGUCAAACUGCCAGAUUUUGUCUCUCAACAUCUUCCAGCUGUUCUGCAGGAGAAGGAAUUUGACUUUGGAACAAGGAAUAAAAUUUUCGCCUCCAAAUGGUUGAAUGAUUCCCAAGUGGUUUUAGGUACAAAGUGUAAUAAGCUGAUGGUUAUGGAUGUUCGAAACAACAACCUGGUAGAGAUCCAGUCCUUGAAGAGCAGUAAUGACAGUCAGCCAGCAGAAUGUCCCUGCGGGAUACACAGCCUUGCUAUUAAUCCUUCCAGAACCAUGCUUGCUACAGGUGGAAAAAAUACAAAUGAUUUAGCAGUCUAUGAACUACCAACCUUUGACCCUUUGUGUGUUGGAGAACAAGCCCACAAGGACUGGAUUUUCGAUAUGGAAUGGAUUGAUGAUGAGCAUAUAGUAACAGGAUCUAGGGAUAGUUCGAUUGCCUUGUGGCGUGUAGACUGCCAGGGACUGUCUACUAAAGUUCAAGGGAAACCACACCCUUUGGGCCACAGAUUAAUAAAGCCUUGCAUAACCAAACAGUGCAAAGAAGCAUAUAGAGUUCGUGCUCUUGCCCUUGGCCGAAACAAAGAGCUGAUGGGAGUCUUGUCUAUGAAUGCCAUGUUUCAUUUCUUCGAUAUUCACACAUUUAAGCAACUGGACAGUGAAGAAUUGCACUGGAAACGAGAAAAUGUCUGUGUUGCAAGCUCAGAUGACAUUGGCCUGUUUGCUGUUGGAUCACAAGCAUAUGUCACAUUGAUUGAUCAUCGAUCUGAUUCAAAAAGCAGGAAGAGAUGGAUACAAGUGCCUUCUAGAAAUGGAGAAAGAGGAGUUAGAUCAGUUGGCUUCAACCAAAACAUGAUCACAAUAGGAACUGGUGAUGGGCGGAUGCUGUUCUAUGACACAAGGAACUCACAGUUUCUGGAGACCCAAGAAGGCAACAGCUGUGAACUGAAGGUUGGAGAUGGAUGGCUACGAGAUGAUGCCAACUACAGGGAACAUUUUGUGCACGGUUAUUAUCCAAACGCUGUUUACACUCACUGCUAUGAUGAAUGGAAGGCAAGACUCUUCGUCGCCGGUGGCCCCUUGCCAACUGGGCUAUAUGGCAACUAUGCUGGACUAUUUUACUAA
Molecule: messenger RNA, 1434 nt
Organism: Candidula unifasciata
Lineage: Eukaryota; Metazoa; Mollusca; Gastropoda; Stylommatophora; Geomitridae
Source: the annotation of a GenBank genome assembly